Messenger RNA from Scophthalmus maximus (turbot), 5724 nucleotides. RefSeq names its product mitogen-activated protein kinase kinase 5 (gene map2k5). Gene Ontology annotation, molecular function: protein binding; ATP binding; protein kinase activity. Lineage: Eukaryota; Metazoa; Chordata; Actinopteri; Pleuronectiformes; Scophthalmidae. The record is from RefSeq and is a predicted model, not a curated record. The transcript has 22 exons. Bases 334 to 1686 code for a protein of 450 amino acids. Gene Ontology annotation, biological process: protein phosphorylation.
GUUGAUCCGGAAGCGCCGCUGUUGUGGUUUCCUUGAAACUAGCUGCAUGGCUAAACACUUCAGAUAGCACAGAGUCAAACUUUGCCUCAGACAGCUGGUGAAUACAAACUUACAGUCAAAGCUCAACCGUCGGUGCGGUCAUGUCGUGACUCCGGCUCCGGUUGUGACCGAGCUUAACGGUUGGCGGGUUUUUUUUAAACCUCCGCAUCACUUAGCGCAAGUGUCCGGAGCGGGCAGGAUGCUAGCAUUCGUCGUUAGCAAACCACUGCAGGAAAUUAGCUUUGGUUAGCUAAACCAGUCCAGUGGUAGUAUGAGGCUUCAUGUCGCCUCUUUAUGCUCGUUGAACUCGAUCUGAAGAAGCUCUUCGCAAUGGACACCGAGGCGAUAGUGAUCCGUAUUAAGACGCCGUCCGGGGACAUGGACUCCUCCGUCGACUGUCCAUCUCUUCUCGACUUUAAUGACCUGCUGGUGGCAAUCAGAGACGUCAUGCCUGAAGCCACUGUCACGGCCUUUGAAUAUGAGGACGAGGUGGGAGACAGAAUCACUGUAAGAAGUGAUGAAGAACUCAAGGCCAUGUUGUCAUAUUACUGCAACACAAUGAAUGAACAACGCAUGAAUGGACUGCUGCCGGACCCUCUCCAGAUUUUUCCAAGAGCCGGCAAGACUCCAGGGAUCCGGAACAUACAUGGCCUGAAGGUUAAUACAAGACCAAACCCAGCCAAUGAUUGCACUCAGGCAGUCCAGGACACCAUGACCAACAACAGCUUAAAAAAAUCAUCUGCUGAGCUGAAAAGGAUCUUGACAAAUGGGCAGAUAAAUGCCCAAGAUAUCCACUAUCAAGAGCAGCUUGGCCAUGGAAAUGGAGGCACAGUUUACAAAGCGUACCACGUUCACGGCAAGCGGGUUUUAGCUGUCAAGGUCAUUCCACUUGAUAUCACGUUGGAGUUGCAGAAGCAGAUCAUGUCGGAAUUAGAAAUUCUCUACAAGUGUGAUUCACCCUAUAUCAUCACUUUCUUCAGUGCCUUCUUUGUUGAGAACAGGAUAUCAAUAUGCACCGAAUUUAUGGACGGUGGUUCAUUGGAUGUGUUCAAAAGAAUUCCAGAGCAUGUGCUGGGAAGGAUCGCAGUGGCAGUAGUGAAAGGUCUGACAUAUUUGUGGAGCCUGAAGAUACUUCACAGAGAUGUCAAGCCGUCCAAUAUGCUGGUGAACACCCGAGGACAAGUCAAGCUCUGUGACUUUGGUGUCAGCACACAGUUGGUGAAUUCUAUUGCCAAAACAUAUGUGGGAACUAACGCAUACAUGGCGCCAGAGAGGAUAUCAGGUGAACAGUACGGUAUUCACGCAGAUGUCUGGAGUGUGGGAAUCUCUUUCAUGGAGUUGGCCCUAGGCAUGUUCCCGUAUCCACAGAUUCAGAAAAACCAAGGAUCUUUGAUGCCUCUACAGUUACUGCAAUGCAUCGUUGAUGAGGAUCCUCCAGUUCUUCCCGUCGACCAGUUCAGUGAAAAGUUUGUUCACUUCAUCACUCAAUGUAUGCGGCGGCAACCCAAAGAGAGGCCUGCCCCUAAUAACCUCAUGGAACAUUCCUUCAUCAUACAGUAUAACGAUGGUAAUGCGGAGGUGGUGUCAAUGUGGGUUUGUCGCUGCUUGGAGGACAGGCGAAUUCAGCAGGUUCAGGGAUACGUCUGACGUCCUCCUGCUGUAAGUUCGCCCACAAUGGACCUGGACGUUUGAUUCCAAACCUUGGACAUUUACUGUUUCAAGGAUCUUCUUCAGGAUCAAGUAUGUCCACUUGCACUGUACAAGUGACUCCGUGUACAUGGACAAAAAUCAUAGUUUAUGUGAGUUAUUCUAUAUUUAACAGCCCUCGAUAAUGAAGAGCUCUCAUCCUCUGAAGUGAAUAUGAAUCUCUACAUCCAAUAAGUGCAGAAUUAUCUGUGCUGUCUUUCUAACGUGGAUCUCCAUCCGCAGCCUCAUCCCCAUGUUUUUUGGGGAGAAUACAGAAAUGCAGAGAGAGUUUCACGGUGUGACGGAUAGAGAUUAAUCAUCCUCAUUCAAAGGAUCAGUGACAAAGAACAACUUAAAAGCACUGCAAUAUGCUGGCAGAGUUGUGAUCUGCUUUGUAAGAGUGGCGUCUCUAAUAACCGUCUUGUGCUUUACUGUUGACAGCCCUCUAAUGAAUGUUAUGGUUUUUGCCUGUGAGUAAAUGCCCAUGUGUGUGCCUGGUUUUCCACCGGUGUAAUUUAUUACCUCAGCAAAAUUUUGGUAUCCCCGUACUAGCAAAACCCUACUCCAAAAAGAAGCUGUUUUCAAAUCCCGGACAAAGCAAGUUUAUUUGCAGGCCUCUGUUUCGAUAAUUGCCUUACAGAGGGAUGAAAAUACAUUUAUAAUAAGACAUAAUAGACACAAAAACAUUAAAAUUGUAUUUAAACGACAAUGAAAACAAGUUGCUUCGAAGUGCUUCACCGGGACAAAAAAUAAAUCAAACUUUUAAAAUAAAACUAUUAGAAACACGUUGAAAUUGCAUUUGAAAACAAAAGAAAAUAAGUAGUUAUAAGAUUAAAGAGAGGCUAUGAGAGGUUAGUGAGUAAUUUAUUGGUAUAAGCCACAGCAAACUGUUUUAAGCCUUCAGACCUCAGCUUCUCAGGAAGCUUGUUCCACAAGUGGAACGCAGAAAAACUGAAAGAUGCUUCACUUCACUUUGUUCAGAUUCUGGUAACACAGAGCAAAACCUUCCCCAGGUGACCUGUCACCUGAGGGGUCUGGAUGCUGCCAAACGUACAAAUAUAUGAGAGAUGUAUUUAGGCCCGAGACCAUUUAGUGUUUUAUAGACACGUAAUGGCAUUUUAAAGUCUGUCCUUUAACUCACAGAAAGCCACUGCAGUGAUUUAAAGAGCGGGGACACUGGUGGCAGCUCUGUGGAUGAGCUGUAAGACCUGUGAAGGCACCGCGACAAAAGUCGAGUCUGAUGAAAAUAUAUCAGGCAGUGUGUUUUUUUCUGUUCUGAAAUUUAGACAGAAUCAACAUCUUUGAUGAUUUUAGCGUCACAGAUUUAAAGUGAGCACUGACACCAGCUAAAUUGUGUGUGUGUUUAGUCUAGAACGUUUGUAUCCUGUUAUUCCCGAACCUUGUAAGGUUGUGGGUUAAUUGAAUAGACAACAAGAAGUCUGCAGUACCAGUGAGUCUAAUGCAGCAACGCAGUAUUACAGUGGAACUAAAUAUUGAAACGUUUUUUUAAAUAUUUAUUCUCAAGCUCACAGACUGAGCAAUUUAUCAAUGCAUUGUUCACAGUCAUCGGGAAGAACCAGGGUUUCUUUUUUUAACCAGUUGUUAACUCUUUUAUUUCCAUUUGCACAGUCAUGCCUGACAUUGAAUGCAGCUGAAUGAACUGUUAGAUCUGUUUGAAUCUGAUGGAACGAAUCUCCACCUCCAUUCAGCAGCUAUUUGUUUGUUUUAUUAAACCAUUAGGAAUAAGAGAAAGUACAGACAGCUGGAAGCAAACCAGGAAAUGUAACCCACCCUCCGCUUAACCCAUUUUUCAUUUUAAGUUACUGUUUUGUCCACAUAAUGAAAAUAAUUGACUGUGUCAUCAUACAGAAAUUAUGUAAUUUUACUCUAUUGCCCAAUGAGAUCACUUUAUAUAUUGUCGAGGGGAAAACAUUAAUGUUCGUGCUAAUAACACCAAAGAUCACUGACGGGCCAAAUGGUGAAUUCUAUGGAUUUCACGUGACUGAGGGCAAACAUAAUGGCUGGAGUGACUAAAAAUGAAUUGAUUUGACCAGGUGUUUACGUGCACCUGGUGAGUGCAGAGCUUAAGUGCAAUUAAAUCCCAUUACUUCCACAAAGGCACAGUAAACACGUAUAGCGUGAGCAUCGCUGAAAGCCAAUCUAACGGCCGUGCAUUAGGGCGCAGCGGAAAAAGGCUUACAGCUCCAUUUUUUUGUGAUGCGUAGUCUCUUUAGUGACCUGUUAGAUGUGGUUCUGUCCUCCGUUAUGGUGAGGCGACACAUGGACGGUAGAGUUUAAUCUCCGGCCUUUGAGUGAGAACACAUCUGGUGUUCAAACUAAUAAUUUCAUAAUUUGGGGAUGUAGUCUAGAGUGGUUUCAUUGUUCAAAUAAUUUUGCAUUUUAUUUCGGGGGGGGGGGGGGGGGGGGGGGGUUUAUUCAUUUUCAAAAAUUUCCUUUUUUAAAUGACCCAACUCUUCAAAGGAAAUGGAAAAAAUUCUGUCUGCCCGGGGGUAACUCCAUGAUGUGUCCCAGCUCCGUACUACAGACCAAAUCUAAGCGUGAUCUAAGUAGAAAUUGCAUCUAUAUAUGCAUACAGCAUUUUAUGGUAUUAUCCUACAAUGCAAUGUGAAAAAAACUAAUAGAAACAAUACUAAGUUGACAAAAAACGUUACAAUAUUUGAAAGUUUUGGAAAAAGCAUGUUUUGUCAAAACACUUUCUCAGGCCGAGAAUGAUAUUUUUCACUUUGGACAAACAUGAUGCGUCCUGUUGAAGAUUAGUAAAUGUACCUUUAAUGGAUCGUUUACAUCACAGUUUUAUCAUCAUCCGUCUACUGUACGUACGUUGUGUUUUUGGGACACAGCAAACCAAUCCUCCUUAUUGGUCAGAUUAGUUUAACGGGUUACUCUGUCGGAGGGAAAUGCCUACUGGUUGAGCUCAGAAUUCAAAGACGAGAUGUCGCGUUGGAUUUAAUAUCUGAUCCCAGAUGACAUUAAGUUAAUAUAAUUUAAUUGAGUCCUUUCCCACAUCCAGCAGGUCAUUAUUUUUUAUAAUACAUAUCACUGAUUUUAAUGUUCUUCAUUCUGUGUUACAGCAGUUCGAGUUUGUUUUUGCAGACGUCAACAUCCCUCUCGUAUUCACAUGUUUCAUUAGUGCCAUUAUUUGCCUGAGGCGCAAUGUUUUCGGGGGGUUUUUUACGUUUUUGUACAUAUACUUCUGGGAUGGACAUCUGUGCAAGAUGUCGAUAUUAAUAAUCACUUUGAUGAUUGAUGAUCUUCAAAAUUUGAAGAUUCUCCUGUUACUUAAGUACAUCCGUGUGGAUUUUUCCCAUAGAUGCGCAACAACUAGAAUAUGUACUCUGCAUUUUACUACAUAUAUUGUUAGUAAAUUCAUCUAACUGGUAAAUUUCUAUCACACUGUCAACACAUCUGUGAGACAGCUGCCUGAUAUUUAGUUUGCAUUAAAUGUAACCGAAACUAUAAAUACAUUGCAGUCUGGUAAUCGGAUCACACAAACAUUUUUAUUAGAAGGAUACGCCCCUUCAGAUGAACCAUCUCGUUUUCAAGGGUUGUCCUGAAAUUAGUGGGAAAUAAGAAAUGUUUGUGAUGUGGCCACUGGCUACAGAUAACUCAAGGCAAAAUGUCUCAGACAAACCAAAAAUAUAAAGCUUUUUUGUUUUCUGAUCAGAUUCUGAACUCUGACACGUCUUUUUUUUUUUUUUUUGGCCUUGUUUGGCCUGAUAUUAAAAUCUGCCUCAUCAAUGGGAAUAUUUAUUAUUCUUAUUUCUACCAUCAGUCUGCUCACAACAGAGAUCGCCUCUCGUGACUUUGCCCCUGUUAUUACCUGUUUCUGCCCAAACCACAAAUCAUUAAGUCAGUGAUGGGACUCAGCAGAAAUGUCAGUGCUGCGAUGUGACUGGCUGAUUGUGGCCUUUUCUGUAAUGGUAUGUGUUGGCACAUAUUCCAACCUGCACAAAUACAAUAAAAUGUGUUUAAACAUAA